Photinus pyralis (common eastern firefly) is the source of this 1866-nucleotide messenger RNA. RefSeq lists its product as uncharacterized. Bases 479 to 1651 code for a protein of 390 amino acids. The record is from RefSeq and is a predicted model, not a curated record. The transcript is spliced from 4 exons. Lineage: Eukaryota; Metazoa; Arthropoda; Insecta; Coleoptera; Lampyridae.
CAAGCUCGUCCAAUUGUAGAUUGAUAUGAAAUAUUAUUAGAAAAUCAUUUGACUUCUCUUUCCUGAAAAGCAAACAACGUUCGCGCCAUACGAAAAUACAUAACUUAUAAUCUCUACAAGUAUUGUUAGGUAAUAGAAGUACACACGCACUAUCACCGUAGGUAGGUAUCUAUGUAGGUCGCGUUAUUUAGAAAAGGGCAAAAACCUCAUAAGCUCGCUACGUCUUCUUCUUCUUCCAGUCAAACCAAUUUGUUACAGUGGCCUAAGUUUAAACAUUUGAUAGGUGAACCAUUUCAGUCCUCGUACAUUCUUCGUUUCAUGCUAGCUACUGUGAAUUAAUGUGGCUGCGCACCUUCCCGUGGACGUGAUAUCUACAGAGAUAAGCAUUUUAUUGAACUUCCUUCCUAAUACAUUUAAAUUUAUUAUGUUCGUUAUCAGUACGCUCCCAAACAUUAUUGAUGUGUAUUGAAGAUGUGCAAUGGAUUAUAAAAUAAUACUGACCAUUACCACGUGCGUCGCUCUUCAUAGUGUCCAAUGCAUGGAAAUCCCAUCAAAUUGCUCAAAGAGUGAUAAUCGCUGCCUUCAAAAGAGAGAGGAAAUGCACUGGUGUACCGAUCAAGGUUGCAGCACUUGCACUGAUCAUAACUGUCUUAUGACAUGCAAGGGGUUUAACUGCGGAAUCUGUCCGAAGGGCGACUGCUGUAAUGGGACGAACUGUAAUGUGUGCUACAAUAAUAGUUGCUGCGCAACGGAAUCUUGCAAUUAUUGUAUACGGACCUGCAAUUUGGCGUGUACUAAUUAUACGUUGUGUGAAAAAGUCUGCAUAUCUAAGUGCCAUAAGAGUGACAAGACUGUAUUUGUUGUCCCUAGUGCGUUACAUGGUAACCAUGUUACGGUAUACAUACGCGGUACGCCGUACAAAGGUGAUUUAACAUCAAGACCGUUUUCAUCCCAAGAUAAAACUGCUAUUGUUCUAAUCGACGGAGUAGACCACAUCGCCAUGGUUUUAUCUUUACCACAACGUACAUGUAAAGAAACAAAAUGCGACAGCACGUGCAAAGGAGAACACUGUAAUGGCGAGUGUAUGAAGGACUGUCUCUCUAAGUGCAGCAAGGAUUGCAAUAGAUUUUGUCUGGCCCAGUGCUCCAAGUCAUCGCCUAAUAAAGCAUUUAACUACUAUGACACUUUAACACCCGGUUGCUGUCACGUUGUUCAUCCACUAAUUUGCCACAACUCUCCCUUUUUUGGCCAGUCUUACUGCUCUAGGAAAAGCCACAGAGAGUGUUCCGCCAUAUGUACUUCGAAAUUUAUCCAUAUAGGCCCCCGCCAUGGGCAAUUACGUCAGCACAUCCACUGCUACUACAUUCAAGCUUACCCAUACAUCUAUUGCGGAAACUACGUUAUUCAAAAUUGUGACUCGUGUUAUGUAUGUAAUGGAAGCUACAACCCCAGUGAAUGCGUGAAAUCCGUACUGUGUUCAAAUAUAUGCAGGGAAAAUUUUCUGCCGUUUAAACCAACGGCUCCAAAGAAAGAAGCAGCACCCCCUCCAAUGUCUGUGCCACGCUACAUACCAAAUCCAUAUUUACAUCCAUUUGGUUAUUCCUAUUAUAAUCCGAAUCAACUCUUUUCAGGACCUCAACAGUACGGCUAACGGUAUUAGAUACCCACUAAAGUUGUAUCAGUGCAGUGAUUGUUUUAUACAUAUUUCUCUUAGUUAAAUUAGUAUGGAAACUUAAUUUUAGUGGCUCAUAGCUACCGACAGAUUGCUAAGAUGGCAAAACAUGCGUAGUUACGGGUCAAGUAAUUUAUUAAGAUUUUUAACUAUGCAGAGUUAUUUAUUUAAUACAAAAUACAAAUACAAACAUU